UCUGCCUUACAUUGGCUGGACUCGACUCUGUGGUUGACGUGCGGGCGGCGUGCGGGAGGGCAGGGGAGAGGGAAAAAACCGCCGCCGCCGGCGCGAGGCCAUCGAGAGAGAGAGAGAGAGAGAGGCAAAGGCGGCCUCGGGGCCGCUUUCCACAACAUGGACCCGAACCGCAUCGUCCAGGCGCUGAAAGGCACCAUCGACCCCAACCUGAGGAUAGCGGCGGAGAACGAGCUGAACCAGUCCUACAAGAUCAUUAACUUUGCUCCAACAUUGCUUCAGAUCAUUGUGUCUGAUCAGGUCGAAUUUCCAGUCAGACAGGCAGCGGCCAUCUAUAUGAAGAACAUGGUGACUCAGUACUGGCCAGAUCGGGAAGCACCCCCAGGGGAAGCUAUGUUGCCUUUCAACAUACACGAAAAUGAUCGGCAGCAAAUCCGUGACAACAUCGUAGAGGGAAUCAUCCACUCUCCUGAUUUAAUCAGGUCUCAGCUGGCCGUGUGUCUCCGUAUUAUCAUAAAGUACGACUUUCCCGGACGUUGGACAACAGUUGUUGAUAAAAUUGGGUAUUUCCUGCAAACUGCAAACAGUGGCAGCUGGCUUGGCAGUCUGCUUUGCCUGUAUCAACUGGUCAGGACGUAUGAAUUCAAGAAGGCAGAGGAACGGGAUCCCCUGAUUGCAGCCAUGCAGAUAUUUCUGCCACGGAUUCAGCAACAUAUUGUGCAGCUUUUGCCAGACGCAUCACAUUAUUCAGUGCUGAUUCAAAAACAAAUCCUAAAGAUCUUCUAUGCACUUGUUCAGUACACACUGCCUUUGCAACUAGUAAACAAGCAGACCAUGACUCAGUGGAUGGAGGUGUUUCGGUUGAUCAUUGAUCGAGAUGUUCCUCCUGAGACGUUGCAGGUGGAUGAAGACGACCGGCCUGAACUGGUGUGGUGGAAAUGCAAGAAGUGGGCUUUGCACAUUGUUGUGCGACUCUUUGAAAGGUAUGGAAGCCCUGGAAAUGUAACCAAGGAGUACAUUGAAUUUUCAGAAUUCUUUUUCCAAACCUAUGCUGUUGGUAUUCAACAGGUAUUACUGAAUUUAGUGGCUCAUUUCCGACACAAGCAGUACGUUACCCCCCGUGUCCUGCAGCAGGCCCUCAACUACUUGAAUCAGGGGGUUGGCCACUCUCUCACGUGGAAACAAAUGAAACCACACAUUCAGAGCAUUUCUGAAGAGGUGAUCUUCCCAUUGAUGUGUUACAAGGAUGAAGAUGAGGAGCUGUGGCAGGAGGAUCCUUAUGAGUACAUUCGAAUGAAAUUUGAUGUGUUCGAGGACCAUGUCUCACCAACCAUUGCUGCCCAGAAUUUUCUUUACACAGCAGCUAAGAAGAGGAAAGAGGUUUUACCCAAGAUGAUGAGCUUUUGUUACCAUAUCCUGACAGACCCUGGCACUGAUCCACGGAAGAAGGAUGGAGCACUGCAUGUCAUUGGUUCACUGGCAGAAAUUCUACUGAAAAAAAACGUGUACAAGGGUCAGAUGGAGUUGAUGCUGCAGAAUUAUGUGUUUCCCCUCUUUAACUCAAACCUGGGCUAUCUUCGAGCCAGGGCUUGUUGGGUCCUUCACUCCUUUUGCAAUCUCAAGUUUGCAAAUGACCUCAACCUAAGAAAUGCAGUUGAAUUGACCAAGAAAAGUUUAAUUGAGGACAAAGAGAUGCCUGUGAAAGUCGAAGCAGCCAUUGCACUGCAGACACUAAUAAGCAACCAGGAUCAAGCUAAGGAAUACAUAAAGCCAUCUGUCAGGCCAGUGAUGCAAGAGCUACUACAUAUUGUCAGAGAAACCGAAAAUGACGACUUGACCAAUGUCGUUCAAAAGAUGAUCUGUGAAUACAGUGACGAGAUGACCACCAUUGCCGUUGACAUGACGCAGCAUUUGGCUAUGACAUUCAGUAAGGUUCUUCAGAGUGAUGCUUAUGAAGAGAUUGAGGACAAGACUGUGAUGGCCAUGGGCGUCCUGAACACAAUCGACACCAUCCUAACAGUGGUGGAGGACCACAAGGAGAUAACUCAGCAGCUCGAAGGCAUCUGCUUGCAGGUCAUUGGGCUUGUUCUACAGAAACGCGUGAUAGAGUUUUAUGAAGAGGUUCUCUCUUUGGCAUACAGCUUAACAUGUCAAAUCAUCUCUCCCAACAUGUGGCAGCUCUUGGGUGUUUUAUUUGAGGUCUUCCAGCAAGACUGCUUUGAAUACUUCACAGAUAUGAUGCCAGUUUUACACAAUUAUGUGACCGUAGACACAGAUGCAUUUCUGUCCAAUCCGAAAAACGUGGAGAUCGUUUAUAACAUGUGCAAGAAGGUCCUGGCAGGAGAUGCAGGAGAGGAUGCCGAGUGCCAUGCAGCUAAAUUGCUUGAAGUCAUCAUCCUUCAGUGUCAAGGGAAGGGAAUUGAUCAGUGUAUUCCACUGUUUGUCGAAGCCGUUCUGGAACGUUUGACGCGAGGGGUUAAGACAAGUGAACUCCGUACAAUGUGUCUUCAGGUGGCCAUUGCAGCAUUAUACUACAGCCCCAGCCUGCUUGUGAACACUUUGGAAAAUAUUCAUUUCUCACACAGUUCAGAGCCCAUAACUGCACAGUUCAUUAACCAGUGGAUGAAUGACACGGAUUGUUUCCUUGGGCUCCACGACCGCAAGGUGUGUAUUCUUGGACUAAGCACACUGAUGCAAAUGCAGAACAGGCCAGAAGCGGUAGGCGCAGUGGCUGACCAGAUCCUUCCAUCACUCCUACUUCUCUUCCUGGGACUAAAGCGAGCGUAUGCUAGCAGGGCUCCUACUGACCAAGGCGACAACAGAGAGGAGAAAAUUGAGGAAGCUGAAGAAAAUGAAGAGAUCCCAAGCGAUGAAGAUGAUGUCAAAGAAGCGGGCCAGCAGUACCUAGAGAUGCUGGAGCAACACCAGGCUGAGGAAGAGGACGAGGAAGAAGAUGAUGACUGGGAUGAAGAUGGUUUAGAAGAGACUGCUCUGGAGGGCUUCUCCACACCGCUCGAUGAAGACAACAGCGUUGACGAAUAUCAGAUUUUCACAUUAGCACUCCUAAACGUGCAAAACACAGACUCUGCCUGGUACCAGGUACUAACUGCUCCACUCAGUGAAGACCAGAAAAAGCAGUUGCAGGAGAUCUUUGUGCUGACAGAAGAGAGGAAAAAUGCAGCAGAAUCUAAGAAAAUUCGAGACCAGGGCGGUUACAAGUUUGAUAUGAGUGCAUCAAUUCCAGCAUCAUUCAAUUUUGGAGCGACUCCAGGGGGCAACUAAAUGACAGAGAAGUGUUUCUGAAACUUCAGGGUAACAUGAAAAAAUCUUCCAUCCAUCAGCAUGACUGAAGCUCAAGGCAUUUGGGACUGGCAUUGAACCGUUUCCAUGCUGCGUUGCAACGUGGUAUCAUUUGAGAGUUUAUCAGUAUUUUCUUUCCCCUCAAGUGGACUGAGUGAACAUCGUUUGCCCUCCCUACCUUCCUUCCCCCUUAAUAGGCACUAAGGGUAAAGGUUUGGUUAACCGCCACCUCUCAGGUUCCUGACCAUAGGCAUUUGACGGGUUUUUAUGGCUACAUAGUGCCUUUUGUUGCACAUGGGUUGCUUCGGAUUUUAGUUUGGAAAGAAGUGAUAUCAUGAAAAAAAACUUCAACCUUGUUUUGUAAUGUUUAUCAGAGAAUUUUAAAAAGUACCGUUUAUUGCUGCUCUGCUAUUUUUGAAGUUCUGUGUGGUAACUAUUUUAACAUUUUAAAAUUUUAAACUACUCGGGCAAAUGCCCUUGGUUUCUGUGAUUUGUGAUAGCGUAGGAAGAAGAAAAAGCUGUAACUCCGUGUAAGAUAAUGUGGAAAUUCACAAGUCUGUCUUGGUGGACAGUAACCAUUCCUUUUUUCUGAAAGGGAGACAAAUUUUAAAAAAAACUACGCACAAUACAAAUGUAAAUUCUGUGAUGGUAAGUCCAGUGAAUGGUGAUCAGACAAUUUGAGACUCAGAAUAUAAAAUAUUUUCUUGUUCAUAUAUUAUAUAAGGUGGAAAUUGCCCUUAUGUGGUAUCACAAGAAUAGUUCUUGAUCAGUUUCUGUACCAGUGAAUUGGUUCUUUGAGAGAGCUUGUGAGUUUUCAUUCUCAGCUAUUAAGUGCCUCAAUAAAGCCUUUAGUUGAGCAAA
This is a messenger RNA of Callorhinchus milii (elephant shark), 4158 nucleotides long. It is a transcript of the gene ipo8, whose product is annotated as importin 8. The transcript has 25 exons. Gene Ontology annotation, cellular component: nuclear envelope; cytosol. Gene Ontology annotation, biological process: protein import into nucleus. The coding region runs from base 157 to 3279 and encodes 1040 amino acids. NCBI's taxonomy places the organism in Eukaryota, Metazoa, Chordata, Chondrichthyes, Chimaeriformes, Callorhinchidae. Gene Ontology annotation, molecular function: small GTPase binding. The record is from RefSeq and is a predicted model, not a curated record.